Phragmites australis (common reed) is the source of this 2540-nucleotide messenger RNA. Its product is annotated as probable leucine-rich repeat receptor-like protein kinase At1g68400. Gene Ontology annotation, biological process: protein phosphorylation. Gene Ontology annotation, molecular function: ATP binding; protein binding; protein kinase activity. The transcript has 2 exons. NCBI's taxonomy places the organism in Eukaryota, Viridiplantae, Streptophyta, Magnoliopsida, Poales, Poaceae. The record is from RefSeq and is a predicted model, not a curated record. The coding region runs from base 73 to 2016 and encodes 647 amino acids.
CGUCUGCUACAUAUACUCGUCCGCGCCGUCCGCGAGCCACUCCCCGCGCCCUUCCACUGUCUCGGCAAAGCAAUGGCAUUGCGCGUCUUCUUCUUGAUUCUGCCUCUCGCCGCGAGCUGCGCCUCCACCCCUGCCCCAAGCCCGAGCCCCGACGCCUUGGCGCUGCUGGCCUUCAAGUCGGUGUGCUCCGACCGCACCGCGGCGCUCGGCUCCUGGACAGAGUCCUCCGAUCCCUGCUCCGGCAAGUGGCGCGGCGUCAAAUGCCAACGGUCGUCCUCCUCCUCCCCGCCGCGCGUCCGUCGCGUCGUUCUCGAGGGCCUCCAGCUCGGUGGGCACGCCGCGGCGUUAGAGUUGCUCGUAGAUCUCCCGUUGCUCUCGUUCCUUAGCCUCGAGAACAACUCCUUCACGGGCUCCCUCCAUGGCAUCGACUUCUCCCGCUUGGCGCCGCACCUCAAGCUUCUCUACCUCUCCGGCAACGGCUUCUCUGGGCGGUUCCCCGAGUCCGUCCUGCGCCUUCGCCACCUGCGCCGCCUCGACCUUUCUGGUAACCGGAUCAAGGGCACGAUCCCGCCGGAGAUUGGUCAUCGCCUCCGUGCUCUCCUGACGUUGAAUCUUGCACGCAAUUCGUUCGUCGGGCCCGUGCCCACCUCGCUGGAAGCAAUGGCUGAGCUCGCCGAGCUCAACGUCUCGGGCAACCACCUCAAGGGGCCGAUCCCCAAGUGCCUCGCGUCUGCCUUCCCCGCGUCAUCGUUCGCGGGCAACCCCGAGCUUUGUGGCUCACCGCUGCCCCUCCGGUGCAACGAACAGCAGCAGAUCGCGUACAACGGCAGUGGUGAGGCGUCAGACGGAUUGAGGUCAGGGAGGUGGAAGAGCCAUGAUCGGUGGAUGGUCCUGAUGGUCAUGUCAGCCGUGGGCGCGGCAGUCGCGUUGUUGGUCCUUGCGGCUCUGUGCGCCGCGCUGUGGCUGAAGAACAAGAAGUCGACGAGACGGCCGCGCACCAACUCGCCCACCAACUCGACGGUGGUGGGGGAGGAGACGGUGCGCUUCGACGGGUGCUGCGUGGAGUUCGACGUGGGCACGCUCAUGAGGGGCGCCGCAGAGAUGCUGGGGAAAGGCGCCACGGCGACGACGUACCGCGUGGCCAUGGGAGGCAACGACGCGAGCGACGCCGUCGUCGAGGAGGGCAAGGGCGAGGUGGUGGUGGUGAAGAGGAUGAGGAGGAGGGAGGGCGCGCGAGCGUCCCGGGAGGACGAGAGGCGGCGGAGGGAGCUGGCGAGGCAGAUGGGCACGUGGCGGCAUGCCAACAUCGUCGGCCUCCGCGCGUUCUACGCGUCCACGGAGGAGCUUCUCCUCGUCUUCGACUACAUCCCCAACGGAAGCCUCCACAGCCUCUUGCACGAGAACCGAGGGCCGGCAAGAGUUCCUCUGGACUGGCAGACCAGGCUGAAGCUGGCGCAGGACGCGGCGCACGGCCUCGCCUACCUCCACGGCGUGUCCGGCGCCAACCUAUCCCACCGGCACCUCACCUCCUCGAAUAUCCUCGUCGACAGCAGCGGCAACGCGCGCGUCUCCGACUUCUCCCUCCUCCAGCUGCUCGCGCCGGCGCCACCGGGGGAGGCCCUGCAGAAGCAGGACGUGCACAGCUUCGGCGUCAUCCUGCUGGAGAUACUCACGGGGCGGUCCCCGGAGGACGGCAGCGCGGACCUGCAUCGGUGGGCGCGGACGGUGGUGCGGGAGGAGUGGACGUCCGAGAUGUUCGACGUGGAGCUGCUGCGGAGCAAGGGGGCCGAUGACGAGAUGGUGGCUCUCCUGCAGGUGGCUCUGCUCUGCGUCGCCGACAACCCGAGGGAGCGGCCCAGGAUGGCGGUGGUGGCGAAGAUGAUCGAGGACAUCAGGGACAGGGGAAGCAAGCGGGGCAAGUGCUCUGCGUCACCGUCGCAAGCCGGGCAUUCGCACGAGUCCUCUCCUUGCGUGUCAGAGGACACCACAAGGUCCACUCCUGCCUCAAGCUCUUGACGCAACUCGGUGGUUAUCGGGUGAGUGGUUUCAUCGUUUCCUUCUUCCCUCGCAAAGGAUGUGGCAAGAACGAAAUAUUGUCGAAUCAGAGCAGUGAUGAGCAACGCGUGAAAACGUUUGCGUCAAGCAGGCGGUGUCCUGUCGGAUUUCGAUCUUCCAGUAGCUAAUGGACUCUGUUAGUUUGACGUGCAAAUGCAACAUGUACACAUGCCCCCCAGUGAGAAAUCGAGGCAGACCGUGUAGACUGAACAGAAACUAGAAAGAUGCCCAUAAGUAACAGGAAUAGUGGCCUUCGAUGCUUCUACGUCGAUUUGGCCUCAUCAGGUAGUGGGAUAAAAAUCAUAAAAACGAGUGAUCGCUCCGUUCGUCACCCGCCAGUAGGCCAGUCGAGCCUGGGCGGCAUGAGGGGCACAUGCUCACCCGGGCUCGCAUCACUGCCUGAACUGCCCCGUCCGCGUACCACCGCCAUCUGCUUCACUCCGUGGCUGCCCGUUCCGUCCUCGCGGCUGGUGCAGUCUUGCUCC